Molecule: messenger RNA, 2794 nt
Organism: Octopus sinensis (East Asian common octopus)
Lineage: Eukaryota; Metazoa; Mollusca; Cephalopoda; Octopoda; Octopodidae
Product: neprilysin-1
Exons: 21
Coding region: 429-2645 (738 amino acids)
Biological process (GO): protein processing
Cellular component (GO): plasma membrane
Molecular function (GO): metalloendopeptidase activity
Source: RefSeq, a predicted model, not a curated record
ACCACCGAACCUUCCCCCUCCACACACACACACACCUCGCCGCCGCCGUCGCUUUGAACCUUACACAACCGAAUCUCUCUCUGUUUCCGUCUCAUCAUCAUCCUCAUCAUCCUCACCAUCCUCACCAUCCUCAUCACUCCCUCCCAUCUUUGCCAGUCGCUGCUGAACAACAUAUAAUAAACACACCAGUCAGCGCUGCACUCAUACAUACACGCACACACACAGACACAUACGCACAUAGACACACACACACAUAUAUAUAUACAUAUAUACCUAUAUACACACACCAACACACACACACACACACACACUCAGGCAUCUUAUUUAGGAAAAGUCUUGUGUGCUGAAGCCACACUUUAAAAACUUGCAUUUCGUCAACGAGUUUUAUUAUGAAGCGCCUUUUUCAAGUGUGGAAGGGUUAAGCGACAAUGUGCACGGGGGGUCAAGUUGAGAUUAAGGGCAGCAACUCAGGAUGCUGGGCCGGGAGAACUACUUUGGAAAAGAAACUUUUUCUGGUUUUAGGAUUGUCAUUGGUUUUAAGCGUCGCCUUCGCUCUCACCACCGUUGUAUUCGUCUUACGAAAAGAUGACAAAGAGGAAAUCUGUCUCACUCCAAGAUGUACCGUGGCAUCUGCUCGAUUGAUUCGGUCAAUUGACACUAGCGUUAACCCAUGUGAUAAUUUUUUUGAUUAUACAUGUGGUCAAUGGGUCAAGCGACAUGCCAUACCCGAUGACCUUUCAUCCAUUGAUACUUUCACUGUACUUAGAGAUGAGGUGGAGAACACGCUGAGAGAAUUAUUGGAAAACAGCGUAUCUUCGAGUGAUGCCAGGGCGAUUCGAAAGGCAAAACUUCUGUACAAAUCGUGUAUGAAUGAAACAUUAAUCGAAGAACGCAGUUUAGCAGAAUUUGAAACAGUACUGAGAGGAGAAUUUGGUGAUUGGCCAGUACGGUACAACAGUAGGGAUAUAAAUAAUUUUAGUCUAGUUAAUUUACUGUCAUCGUUAAGAAAAUACAAUUGUCAGCCUUUAAUUCACAUUGCAGUUCGCUCAAACAAUAAGAACUCCACUAGUCAUGUACUCUCGAUCGAUCAACCUUCUUUCGGAAUGCCUGGGCAAAAGUAUUACUUGAAAGGUCGCAAUGAUACCAAAUUAAAGGCUUAUGAAAAGCUCGCCGUUCAGAUGGCAAUCAAUUUUGGGGCCGACCCGAAGACAGCUGAAGAAGACAUGAGUGAUAUGGUGGAUUUGGAGAUAAAGCUUGCCAACAUUAUUACGCCGCCGGAAAACAGACGUGAUAAUGAGAGGCUUUACAACAAAAUGACGGUCAAAGAACUUUCACACAAAUUCAAAGAGUUUGAUUGGAUGUCCUAUUUUACUCAAGUCAUGAACAUCCCCAAAAAGUCAAUAUAUAUCAACGAGACAGAGAAGAUUAUUGUUCGGGAUCCAUCGUACUUUACGGAGCUUAUGAAAAUUCUAACCCAAGUCGAUAAAAGGAUUCUGGCAAACUAUGCAAUUUGGAUUUUAGUAAAACAAGUUGGCGUUUUCCUACCCUCACGUUUCCGUAAACUUAUACAAGAAUAUGACAAGGUAAUGACGGGAAUCGCCUCGGCGCGUCCUCGAUGGAGCUCGUGUACACAAUUCACAAACGAUCAUCUCGGAAAUGCUGUAGGACGAAUGUUUGUUCAACAGAAUUUUGACGACGAAGCCAAAUCGCAGAUGAUCGAAAUGAUAAGAAACUUGCAGGAUUCAUUCAGUGAAAUUCUUAAGGAACUGGAAUGGAUGGAUACAGACACACGGAAAGUUGCGCGAGAAAAGGCAGAGAGCAUGCGCGAGAUGAUUGGUUACCCAGACAAAAUCUUGAAUGACACGGAACUCGAUCGUCAAUAUAAACAGAUCGAUUAUGACCCGGAUAACUUUAUGAAGAAUGUUCUAGAGACUAUGAAGGGCAAUGCCAUCGAAAAUCUGAAGGUCCUAAGGGAUACUGUGGACAAGGACAGGUGGAUUACACAACCAGCCGUGGUCAAUGCAUUUUACAGCUCAACACGCAAUUCUAUCUCUUUCCCAGCAGGAAUACUCCAGUUACCGUUUUAUGACAAACAGCAGCCAUCUUCGAUGAAUUAUGGAGCUAUUGGUGUGGUGAUUGGUCAUGAGAUAACACACGGCUUCGAUGACAGAGGGCGUCAAUUUGAUAGGGAGGGAAACCUAAGGCAGUGGUGGAGUACGGACGUCAUCAAAAGGUUUACUAAAAAGGCCGACUGCAUUGAAAAUCAAUAUUCUAAUUAUUCUGUUCCAGAGGCGAACAUGAAGAUCAACGGGCGAAAUACCCUGGGUGAAAAUAUCGCCGAUAAUGGUGGACUGAAGCAGUCAUUCCGGGCUUACAAGAACUGGAUCCGUAAGCGAGGAGCAGAAGAGCCGAAACUACCCGGUCUUAACUAUACCCAUGAACAAUUGUUCUUCCUGGGAUUUGCGCAGGUUUGGUGUGGGAACAUGCGGCCCCAGUAUGCACAGAACCGCAUUUUGUCUGGGUACCACAGCCCGGGUCGAUUUCGGGUUAUUGGUACGCUGCAUAAUUCGAAGGAAUUUUCAGAAGCCUUCAACUGCCCAAAAGGCAGCUACAUGAAUCCAGAGAAGAAGUGCUCAGUGUGGUGAGAUGCUGUUCGACGGUUCACUGCACAGUGUCACACUCAACAUUUCUAUGUGUUUUCUCCUCGGUGUACCUUCAAUUUCUGGUGACUGAACAUUAUUACCUCGAGCAGAUGUACAAAUGAGAGGACACUACAAAAGAGGUUUUAACGCUA